This is a messenger RNA of Penicillium diatomitis, 858 nucleotides long. It is a transcript of the gene dph5, whose product is annotated as diphthine synthase. Gene Ontology annotation, molecular function: diphthine synthase activity. The record is from RefSeq and is a predicted model, not a curated record. The transcript has 3 exons. NCBI's taxonomy places the organism in Eukaryota, Fungi, Ascomycota, Eurotiomycetes, Eurotiales, Aspergillaceae. Gene Ontology annotation, biological process: protein histidyl modification to diphthamide. Bases 1 to 858 code for a protein of 285 amino acids.
AUGCUGCACCUCGUGGGUCUGGGUCUUGCGGAUGAAAAGGACAUUACUGUCCGGGGAUUGGAGAUUGUGAAGAAAGCUGAGCGUGUCUAUCUGGAGGCGUACACAGCCGUUCUGCUGGUGGACAAAGAGAAGCUUGAAGCGUUCUACGGCCGUCCCGUCAUCGAGGCAGACAGAGAGCUAGUCGAAACUGGCAGUGAUGAGAUUCUUGCCGGUGCCGAUAAGGCUGAUGUCGCCUUCUUGGUUGUCGGUGAUCCAUUCGGUGCCACAACACACACCGAUCUCGUCCUCCGCGCACGCGAGUUGAACAUUCCCACAAAUGUUGUCCCCAAUGCCUCGAUCAUGUCCGGCAUUGGCUGCACUGGUCUACAGCUGUAUAACUUCGGACAAACCGUCAGCAUGGUCUUCUUCACCGAGAACUGGAAACCCUCUUCAUUCUACGACAAAGUCCGCGAGAAUGUCCAGAUUGGUCUGCACACGCUUGUUCUGCUCGACAUCAAGGUCAAGGAACAAUCUAUGGAGAACCUAGCCCGUGGCCGUCGGAUCUUCGAGCCUCCUCGCUAUAUGACCGUGGCACAAUGCGCUAGCCAGAUGCUGGAAACUGAGGAGACUCGGCAAGAAGGUGUUUACACCGAGGAUAGCUUGGCUGUGGGUGCGGCCCGCGUCGGUGCGCCGGACCAGAAGCUCGUUGUGGGAACGUUGAAGGAGUUGAGCACGGUGGAGAUGGGUGCUCCGCUGCACAGCCUGGUCUUGUUGGGCCGGAGGACGCAUGAUUUGGAGCGGGAUUAUAUCCGGCAAUUCGCUGUGAACCAGGAGACUUUUGAUGCGAGCUACGUCAAGGGCUACGGUGCAUCUUCAUAA